Messenger RNA from Salvelinus sp. IW2-2015, 2586 nucleotides. RefSeq names its product calcium/calmodulin-dependent protein kinase (CaM kinase) II delta 1 (gene camk2d1). NCBI's taxonomy places the organism in Eukaryota, Metazoa, Chordata, Actinopteri, Salmoniformes, Salmonidae. Gene Ontology annotation, biological process: protein phosphorylation. Gene Ontology annotation, molecular function: calcium/calmodulin-dependent protein kinase activity; ATP binding; calmodulin binding. The record is from RefSeq and is a predicted model, not a curated record.
GAGACUUUUUCUAAGUGAAGUGUCAGUAGGCAGGCACAGAGAACAGCAGGUCUCGACGUCCCUGACAACCCCUAAACUCCCGUGCCAAUAACGAUUCUUGGAUUCGGGAAACGGAGCUGGAAGAGUAAAUGUAUUUGCAUUUUAAAGCUUAUUUURUGAAUUUGGUUUAUCGUUUGCGCUAGAAUAUUGUCAAUUUGAAACACAGCAGAGAAACUCGAGAGUAGCUUUUGAGGUUUACAGUCCCAACCUACUAGAGACAGUCUUCCCUAUCCUUUGCCAUGGCUUCGACACCCUGUACCAGAUUUACCGACGAGUAUAAUCUCUACGAAGAGCUGGGAAAGGGAGCUUUCUCCAUAGUGAAAAGAUGCAUGAGGAUCUCCAGCGGACAGGAGUUUGCUGCCAAAAUCAUCAACACAAAGAAGCUAUCUGCUCGGGAUCACCAGAAGCUGGAGCGAGAGGCCAGGAUUUGUCGCCUGCUCAAGCACCCCAAUAUCGUGAGGCUCCAUGACAGCAUAUCAGAGGAGGGAUUCCACUAUCUGGUCUUUGACUUGGUGACUGGCGGGGAGCUGUUUGAGGACAUCGUAGCCAGAGAGUACUACAGCGAAGCGGACGCCAGUCAUUGCAUUCAGCAGAUCCUAGAGGCCGUGCUCCACUGCCACCAGAUGGGCGUGGUCCACCGCGACCUGAAGCCUGAAAAUCUGCUCCUAGCCAGUAAGCUGAAGGGAGCAGCGGUGAAGUUGGCAGACUUUGGUCUGGCCAUCGAGGUGCAGGGAGACCAGCAGGCAUGGUUCGGUUUUGCGGGAACCCCAGGCUACCUGUCCCCAGAGGUCCUGAGGAAAGACCCCUAUGGGAAACCUGUGGAUAUGUGGGCCUGUGGUGUGAUUCUCUACAUUCUCCUGGUGGGCUACCCUCCCUUCUGGGACGAGGACCAGCACAGACUGUACCAGCAGAUCAAGGCUGGGGCUUACGAUUUUCCGUCCCCUGAGUGGGACACGGUGACCCCCGAGGCCAAAGACCUGAUUAACAAGAUGUUGACCAUCAACCCUGUCAAGAGGGUCACCGCCACAGACGCACUCAAACACCCCUGGAUCUGUCAACGUUCCACUGUGGCGUCCAUGAUGCACAGACAGGAGACGGUGGAGUGCCUGAGGAAGUUCAACGCCAGGAGGAAGCUCAAGGGUGCUAUCCUCACCACCAUGCUGGCCACACGUAACUUCUCAGCAGCCAAGAGCCUGCUCAACAAGAAAGCUGACGGCGUCAAGAUCAACAACAAGACCAAUGUAGUCACCAGCCCCAAAGAGCCCCCCACUCUGGAGCCUCAAACCACUGUCAUCCACAACCCAACUGAGGGAAACAAAGUAGAGUCCAGUGAGAGUGCAAACACCACCAUGGAGGAUGAGGACGUGAAAGCUCGUAAGCAGGAGAUCAUCAAAGUGACUGAGCAGCUGAUUGAGGCCAUCAACAAUGGAGACUUUGAAGCCUACACGAAGAUCUGUGAUCCCGGGCUUACAUCCUUUGAGCCAGAGGCUUUAGGAAACCUAGUCGAGGGAACCGACUUCCACAGAUUCUACUUUGAGAACGCUCUGUCCAGGGGCAAGCAAGGGCCCGUCCACACCAUCCUGCUCAACCCCCACGUGCACCUGAUCGGCGACGAUGCGGCGUGCAUCGCAUACAUCCGCCUUACGCAGUACAUGGACGCCAACGGCAUGCCACGCACCAUGCAGUCGGAGGAGACCCGCAUCUGGCACCGCCGUGACGCCAAGUGGCAGAACAUCCACUUCCACCGCUCCGGCUCGCCCACUGUGCCCGCCAAAUAAGUUGACUAGAGUUGAGGACCCCCUAGCCUACAGCUGUCAGCUGACCUACGGAAUCUGCCUACUAAGUGUGUGACAUCCUCGCCCAAUCCCAUCCCAACGCUACAACUCCGCCCUCUGAGUGUUGUUUACAUAUCGUCGCUGCUGGACUGAAGAUUCUUCUUGUAAAAUAUCAAAAGGAAACAACAAUCUUGACGAUAUCAUUUUAUAGAGAAAAUGUUGGUGUUUUAUCGCAUUGUUCCAUUCUUCUCAGUCAUCGCAGGACAUUUAUGACUGAAACAUAUAUAUUUUUUAUUUUAAUACAAUAAUUUACUAAUUUUAAACAUGUUUUCAGUUUGAAUGCCAUAGGGAAAUGUAUACAGUACAUGCCAGAGUUGUUGACGAUAUGUGAAGAUUGCAAAUUUGUGGGUUUAUGAGAUAUAUCUGAGAGAUUUUCAAUCUUAAAUAAUAUACAGUAAUACAGUGUCGUCCGUAAUUAUUAGGACAGUGAAGCAUUUUUUCUUCUUUUGAAAUCAUGGCUGAAGUUUAUAGUGCAGACUCUGACAGCUUUAAUUUGAAGUUAUUUUCAUCCAUCUCAGGUGAACCGUUUAGAAAUUACAGCACUUUUUGUACAUAGUCCCCCCAUUUUAGGGGACCAAAAGUAUUGAGACGAAUUCACUUAAAUGGGUAUUAAUGUAGUAAAAAGUAUGUGGUCUCAUAUUCAUAGCACGCAAUGACUACAUCAAGUUUGUGACUCUACACAUUUGUUGGAUGCAUUUUCUGUUUGUUCUGG